AAAGGCAAGAAAUUCAGCAUGUUGUGUUGUUUCGCCCGUUUGAAACGUGAGUUUACGAGGCGUCCUUGAACGCGGCGCAGGUCUAAACCAGAGGAGGAGCUCCCGACGAACAAGGUGGACAGAAUGUACACGGACACCGAGUCCGAGUCCACACGCUGUUUACGGGCUUAAAUACCAAGUAGAGCCGCGGAACUGAAGCUACCGCUACAUCAGCACCGACAUGUACGAGUAGUUUCGUAAGUUUUUCUUUUUUUUUUCAGCUGACAGGUCCGGACCGCCGGAACCAAACCGACCUCAGUCCUGCUGAGCAGCAGCAGAAUGGACGCUGGAUAAACUCAGCAUGGAUCUCAGAGUUUUGCUGUCACUGCUGCUGUUUUCGUGUCACCGAGGGGUCGCUUCAGGCUCCAGGAUCCUCAGGAACCAGCCUGCUGGACUGUCCUCAAACACAACAGUGACCAUGACGUCUGAGAGCAGCAGCGACGAGUGCGACCUUGUGAUGAACCGCAGUGCAGCAGAUCGCUGUGCGUUCGUGAAGAACACACCGGACUGCUCCAUGGAGGAUGGCUUCAUCAACUACCUUUACACUGCCUUCUGCCUGCUACCUCCCAACCUCACACCUCUGGCCAUCACUCUCUGUAUUAUAUGGCUGUUCUUUCUGUUUGUAGUUCUUGGACUCACUGCUUCUAAGUUUUUCUGUCCCAACCUGUCAGCCAUCUCCUCCACCCUACACCUCAGUCACAACGUGGCCGGCGUAACAUUUCUGGCUCUCGGCAACGGAGCUCCGGACAUCUUCAGCGCCAUGGCAGCGUUCUCCCACCCACACACUGCUGGGCUGGCGGUCGGGGCCUUGUUUGGAGCUGGUAUAUUUGUCACCACAGUCGUGGCGGGAAGUGUGGCGCUGAUAAAACCAUUCGCUGUGGCCUCCCGCCCAUUUCUACGUGAUGUUAUCUUCUACAUGGGGGCAGUGUUUUGGACUUUUCUCAUGUUGUACAGAGGAACUACGACGCUGGGAGAAACACUGGGCUACCUGAGCCUCUACGUGGUGUAUGUCCUGACUGUCAUCAUCAGUGCCUACAUCUACAACCGGAGAAAAUAUUCAGUGAACACGAGCAUCCAGAAUGUUUCACAUGUUCCAGCAGAGUUUAAUUCGUCCGACUCGUCAGAUGAUGACGUUCCCUGCCUGACUGGUGGGGCUAUCCAGCAGGACUAUGAGUCGGAGUACAGGCCGCUUCUGCCCUACUCCGAGUCCACGAGUCAGAUCCUGCUGAGCUCUCUGAAUCCAGUGGACCACAGAAAGUGGAGGAGGAAAUCAUGGAGGUGGAGGGCUCUUAAAGUAGUCAAGACUCCUCUAGAGGUGCUGCUGCUGAUCUGCAUCCCUGUGGUCGACCCUGACAAAGAAGACAAAAACUGGAGACGCCCACUAAACUGCCUCCAUCUGAUCACUGCUCCGCUGGUGUGUGUGCUCGCUUUCCAGUCUGGAGCAUAUGGAGAAUAUAUGAUCCAAGGGCAGUUUCCUCUCUGGCUGCUGGUUCUUCUGCUGGGACUUUUCCUGUCUGCUAUUGUCUUCUGCACAACCACCAAUGACUGUCCUCCCAAAUAUCAUUCACUCUUUGCUCUUUUGGGCUUCGUGGUGAGCGCAGUGUUAAUCAGCGCAGCGGCCUCCGAAGUGGUCAGUCUCCUGCACAUGCUCGGGGUGGUGCUGAGUCUCAGCAACACUGUGCUGGGGUUGACUCUCUUGGCCUGGGGCAACAGCAUAGGAGACUGCUUUUCUGACAUCACCAUCGCCCGGCAGGGUUACCCACGGAUGGCUAUAUCUGCCUGCUUUGGAGGCAUCAUUUUCAACAUGCUGCUUGGAGUGGGUUUGGGAUGUUUGCUGCAGAUGGUUAAAACACAGUCGGAUGUGCAGUUUGAAACGGAGGGUUUGUUGACGUGGGUUCUUGCAGGAUCUCUGGGUUUGUCUUUGGUCCUGUCUUUUGUCAUCGUUCCACUGUGCCAGUUCCACUUGGGUCGAACCUACGGGAUCUUUCUCCUCGUCUUCUAUGUCAUCUUUCUAAUCGUUGCCCUUCUCACCGAGUUCGGCGAGAUCCACACUAUAUCGACCUGACACUGUGGCCCGUCUGAAAAAAUGAGACGUCGCCACAGCAUACUGGAGCAGAGGCUGCGAUGAGUGCAGACAAAUGCCAUCUUCUUCUCCACAUAACUUUAAUGAACUAUUUAUAAGUGAAUCAGAAGUACAUUUUGUUGCACUCACAGCCAAAGCGUGGUUUGCUAGUGACACUAGGCAGCAAAGGAAAGACUUUUCUGCUCAGGGAGGCAUGAACCUAAUCACACUGUGCCUUUAUUCAGCUUCUUGUUUGUGUUCACUGGAGCUGUGAUUGCACUUUGUGAGUCAAGAGAGACAACAUGGGUUGUAAAGUUGUAAUUUAAAACGUUGUAAAUUAUCUCAAUGUACUGUAAAUCAAAAUGUUAACUACCUUGUACAAAGCUGCUUUUGGGAUAAUUAAAUAAUUUUGGUUUGGUAUUUGUUUUUAAA
This is a messenger RNA of Stegastes partitus (bicolor damselfish), 2533 nucleotides long. RefSeq names its product solute carrier family 8 member B1 (gene slc8b1). Gene Ontology annotation, molecular function: calcium:sodium antiporter activity. Gene Ontology annotation, biological process: calcium export from the mitochondrion; intracellular calcium ion homeostasis. NCBI's taxonomy places the organism in Eukaryota, Metazoa, Chordata, Actinopteri, Pomacentridae. Gene Ontology annotation, cellular component: membrane. The transcript has 15 exons. Bases 341 to 2104 code for a protein of 587 amino acids. The record is from RefSeq and is a predicted model, not a curated record.